Messenger RNA from Macrosteles quadrilineatus (aster leafhopper), 1071 nucleotides. Its product is annotated as retina and anterior neural fold homeobox protein 2-like. Lineage: Eukaryota; Metazoa; Arthropoda; Insecta; Hemiptera; Cicadellidae. Gene Ontology annotation, molecular function: DNA-binding transcription factor activity, RNA polymerase II-specific; RNA polymerase II transcription regulatory region sequence-specific DNA binding. Bases 2 to 775 code for a protein of 257 amino acids. The transcript is spliced from 6 exons. The record is from RefSeq and is a predicted model, not a curated record. Gene Ontology annotation, biological process: regulation of transcription by RNA polymerase II.
CAUGGACCUCAAGCCGUACAUGGACAUGGAGGGGCUCCGCCAGCCCGGGUACUCCAUCCAGGGUCUACUGGGCGGCUCGGGGAGUCAUGGGGACCCCUUGGUGUCCGGGCUGCCAUCCAUGAUCAGCCCCUUCGCCCAUCAGUCGUCAGUGCCGCAGAAGUUUAGUUAUGAGGAAGUACCUCAGGAACAACCCGCUCUCACACCGUCCCCUCCGCCGACCUACGCCGCAGCCACCGCCGCCGCACAGGGUUCUGGGAAGCGGAAACAGAGGAGAUACAGGACUACCUUCAGCAACUUCCAGUUGGAGGAGCUAGAGAGGGCGUUCCACAAGACGCACUACCCAGAUGUGUUCUUCAGAGAAGAGCUUGCGUUGAGGAUAGACUUAACAGAGGCGAGGGUUCAGGUGUGGUUCCAGAAUCGCCGAGCCAAAUGGAGGAAACAGGAGAAGUUGAUGGCCAAACAACAGCUGAAUGUUGUGUCCUCCCACCACCAGAAUGCAGUAGUGUCGCAACAUCAGCCUCUUCCUAUCAUCACUGUACCAGUUUGCUCAAGUCCAAGUCUCCUGGCAGACUCGACGUCACAAAUGGGAUCCUUCAGCCCAGGGCCCUCUACCGGAUUGUUCCUGGGUAUGGAGUGGGGAGGCUUCGCCCCGUACCACAUCUCAUCACCCUCAUGCAAGGCACAAACAGAGAUUGACCCUGAUCUCUUGAGACUCAAGCCCUCCCGUGACGUCACCUCUGAUCCUUCCACGGACCUACUACUAUCUACGCCGUAAUCCUUCAUAAGCUUUAGCGAAUCUCAUUUCACUGCUACUUCCUUUCUCUUUCCUCUUCGUCUUUUCUUUUCGUGACGUUUCAGAGGGUGUUGUGUCCACUGAGACUGUUGUAGGACUUUAUCCUCUUCAUUCUGUUCUUUCUGGAUUCUACGUACCUCUUACAUCCAGUACCCUUGGGCAUUGUUUGCCAUUUUCUUCAUUUCUAGUUCUUCAACCUUGUGUCACCUCCAUUGAGGAUCUUCUUUUAAAUCGUUACCUGUACAAUUAAAUAUAGCUUGUUAAGUUUCUGUUUUUAA